Molecule: messenger RNA, 4101 nt
Organism: Leucoraja erinaceus (little skate)
Lineage: Eukaryota; Metazoa; Chordata; Chondrichthyes; Rajiformes; Rajidae
Product: zinc finger protein 34-like
Exons: 4
Coding region: 635-1588 (317 amino acids)
Biological process (GO): regulation of transcription by RNA polymerase II
Molecular function (GO): DNA-binding transcription factor activity; RNA polymerase II cis-regulatory region sequence-specific DNA binding
Source: RefSeq, a predicted model, not a curated record
AUGCGCAUCCGGCCGCCGUGCUUGGUGCGUGCCGGGAUUGCUCUUGUCAGGUCCUUUGCCGUUGGGCGCACCGUGUGGCGACGGGAGGAGUCAGCGGGAAGCCGCGGGUCGGAUGGCGGGAGUGGUGAGAAUGGCUGCACCUCCGUUUUUUUGUUCGAAGUGUCCGGCUCCGAUUCGGGGACAUGGGCUUCUGAGGUUUUACUGAGGCCCGCGCUCCAUACAUUGCGCCUGCGUGGUGCAGACAGACGCUGUUGGCCCUGAGCGUUGAGCAUUGACCACUUUCUAGCCCGCGAAGCAUUCUGGGUAGACACAAAAUGCUGGAGCAACUCAGCGGGACUGGCAGCAUCUCUGGAGAGAAGGAAUGGGUGACGUUUUGGAUCGAGACCCUUCUUCAGACUGACUCCCCAAUAUGGAACCCCUGAACCUGACCUGGCAGCAUAAUGUUGGCAAGCAUGGAUUAAUUGGCUGGAAACCAAAAGGAAGAGAGGUCAAAGACUAAAGGCGAAGAGAGCCUUGUGCUGGGGCAGUCAGCAACACAUAGCACUAGGAAGAAAAUUUGCAAAUCCAAACAUCAAGUCAAGAGCUGAACAAAUCCUUUAGUUGAUCCGAACCCAAAACGCAUCGGCAUUUGAAAAUGGAAGCGGAAAUCUCCAUUCUGAUGGGCAAAAAGACGUACAUAUGUCCUGUGUGCGGGAAGGGGUUCACCCGUUCGUACACCCUGUUGAGACACCAGCGAGUUCACACCGGGGAGAAGCCAUAUACGUGCUCCAUGUGCGGGAGAGGAUUUACUCAGUCGACCCACCUCAUCGCACAUCAACUUGUCCACACUGACCAGAAACCCAUCAAAUGCUCGGACUGCAAGAAGAGCUUCAAAAGCAGGGCUCACCUGCUGAAACACCAGCACGUGCACAGUGAGGAGAGGCCCUUCGUCUGUUCUGUGUGUGGGAAGGGGUUCACUUGUGCCUCCAACCUCACCGCGCACCAACUGGUCCACACUGACCAAAGGCCUUUCAAAUGUUCAAACUGCAAAAAGAGCUUCAAAAAGAGAAGUCACCUGCUAAAACACCAAAAGACUCACACUGGAGAGAGGCCGUUCACCUGCAUGCUGUGCGGGAAGGGAUUCACCCAGUCAUCCAACCUAACGGCCCACCAACUAGUUCACACUGAUGAGAAACCUUAUACCUGCUUUGAAUGCGUGAGGGGCUUCAAGAGUAAGCAGGAACUGCUGAAACACCAGCGCACUCACAACGGGCAGAGGCGGUUCACCUGCUCCCAGUGUGGGAAGGGGUUUACUGUGUCGGGUGACCUGCUAAGACACCAACGCAUUCACACUGGGGAGAAACCAUUCAACUGCACUCACUGUGGGAAAAAGUUCCGCUGCUCCACCAACCUCAUCAGGCACCAGCGGGUUCACACGGGUGAGAGGCCGUUCAUCUGCUCCGAGUGUGGCAAGAGGUUCACCCUGUCAUCGUACCUGCUGAGGCAUCAGCUCACCCACUCCGGGGAGAGGCCGUUCACAUGCCCCGUGUGUGGGAAGGGAUUCACUCAGUCGUCCAGCCUACUGCGACACCAGCAGGUUCACAAGUGACUGCCGAGUUGUAUUGUUCUGUACUAUUGCUGUUAUUCACACCCAGGACUAAAUGCCCUCGAACUUGAGAUUCUGGGUGCUCAUGUAUGUCAUUGUUGUGAAUGAUAUCUAGUUGUGCCUAUAUUGUCAUGCUUAAUCAUAUCUGAUCAGAAACUUGUUGAACAAGUUAGGUCUUUAUUCUUUGGAGCGCAGAAGGUUAACAUAGAAACAUAGAAACAUAGAAAAUAGGUGCAGGAGCGGGCCAUUCAGCCCUUCGAGCCUGCACUGCCAUUCAAUAUGAUCAUGGCUGAUAAUCCAGCUCAGUAUCCUGUACCUGCCUUCUCUCCAUACCCCCUGAUCCCUUUAGCCACAAGGGCCACAUCUAACUCCCUCUUAAAUAUAGCCAAUGAACUGGCCUCAACUACCUUCUGUGGCCGAGAGUUCCAGAGAUUCACCGCUCUCUGCGUGAAAAAUGUUUUUCUCUUCUUGGUCCUAAAGGAUUACCCCUCUAUCCUUAAGCUGUGACCCCUUGUCCUGGACUUCCCCAACAAGGGGGGACUUGAUGGAGGUCUUUAAAAUGAUGAGAGGGAUAGACAGAGUUGACAUGGAUAAGCUUUUCCCAUUGAGAGGAGGGAAGAUUCAAACAAGAGGACAUGACUUGAGAAUUAAGAAGUUUAGUUGUAACAUGAGGGGGAACUUCUUUACUCAGUGAGUGGUAGCUGUGUGGAAUGAGCUUCCAGUCGAAAUGGUGGAGGCAGGUUCGAUUUUAUCAUUUAAAAAUAAAUUGGAUAGGUGUAUGGACGGGAAAGGAAUGGAGGGUUAUGAUCUGAGUGCAGGUAGAUGGGACUAGGGGAAAAUAAGUGUUCGGCACGGGCUUGAAGGGCCGAGAUGGCCUGUUUCCAUGCUGUUAUUGUCAUAUGGUUAUAUGGUCUGAAGAACGGUCCCGAACUGAAACAUCACCCAUCCUUUUUCUCCAGAGAUGCUGGUUGACCCGCUGAGUUACACCAGCACUUUGUGUCUGUUGGUAUAAACCAGAAUCUGCAGUUCUUUGUUUCCACAUAUGCUUUACCAAUGCAAUGUGUCUGAAAGAUUCUACCGAUUAGCGUUUCCCAUUUGAUCCACAUACCUCUCUCUAUAAUAAGUUAUGUUUAAUCUCUGAGCGUGCGUGGUUGGUUUCUAUUUCAUAGGAAAGUAUUGAUUCAUCAGUACUGUAAUUCUAAGGCCCAUAUAAUGCUGGAGUAACCAACAGGUCAGGCAGCAUCCCUGUAGAACAUGUAAAGCUGACUAUUCAGGUCAGGACUCUUCUUCAGUCUGGUGAAGGGUCCAGACCUAAAACAUCACCUAUCCACAUUCUCCAGGGAUGCGGCCUGACCCGUGGAAUUACUCCAGCACUUUGUGUCUUCGGUUAAACCAGCAUCUACAGUUCCUUGUUUCUACUGUAUGGACAUCUACUGACAAGCAGUUUAGAAACAAUGACGCCUCUAGAAUCUUCCAGAAAGAAAUAUAAUUGUUGAGUAUCUAAAUAUUUCCCUUGUCAUCUGGUCCGGGAAUCCCUUGCUAUGAUAGGUUGCGUUUAAACCAGUGGUUCCCAACGUGGGGCGUACGCCCCACAGGGGGGCAAUUUGAUUUUUAAGGGGGGCAAUUGAGCGAGACUGAGGAGGUCUGGGUCCAAAUUUUCGAUUUUUAUUUUUUUGGAUUUUCCAUCGGGUAAAACAUAUGUAGUUUAUGUUUCAGAUGUUAUUUUGAGUAAAUAAUUUUUUUGGGGUAAAAACGGUCUUUAUUGUGUAGUUAUUACAUAAUCACCGCGCCAUCGCUCUUCAUGCACGUCGCACGAAGCGCGCAAGGUCAUGGGAGAACCUUAUGUAUUGAAUUGGAUUUAGAAAUGCGAUUCAAAGAGCUUUUGCUAAGUUACCCUUAUAAUAUCUAUUUCCUCCGUUUUCUCUCAAGGGAAAGCAAGGGGGGGGCAUCAGGAUUUUAGAGGUGAUUAGGUGGGGCAUUGCCAAAAAAAGGUUGGGAACCACUGGUUUAAACUCUCUGAGCUUGUGUGUGGUUGCUUUACGGCAGAAAGGAAAUGAUGGCCAUUGGAGACUGGAGACAUUGCGAGGGUGGGAUAUCAGUAAGUAUAGAUACUUUAUACAUUUUUUGGGGAUGUGAGUAGCAUUUAUUAUCUGGCCCCAAGUUACACUUGAGAAGGUGGUGGUCUGCCACCUUCUUAAAACGAUCCAGUCCUUCUGCGAUACCUAGUGUGAAGAAAAUUCCAGAAAUUAGGCCAAGAAGCUAUGAAGGAAAAAUGAUGUGCUUCCAAGUUAGGAUUAUGUGCAACUUAUAGGUCCUUCAUGUGAAACUCCCCCUUGUUCCUGCAACUUGGUGGUGGAAGUUAUUGCGUUUGGGAGGGGCCUGCAGAGAUGUCCAGGUGUUUUGUAGACGGCUCCCAGUUUAUUUAUCCCUGCAAAUAUGCAAAUAUUGAGUAUAGAAGCUGGGAUGUAAUGUGAAAAUGUACAAGGCAUUGGUGAGACCAAAUCUGGAGUAUGGUG